UAAGCUACAGAAGCUUAUAUCGCCACUAAAAUACGUUUAUAGUGGUGCAAGCAGAAAGAAAGCAAGAACAUAAGAGAGGUCGAAGGUCGUCUGGAGCACCGGAGACAUUCUUUUGUUUAGAGUAAGAAAAAGAAUAGAAGAAAUGGCGAACGCAUCACUCAACACUCGAGACAUUCUUAAACCCUUCUUCCAAAGAGCUUCAGAAGCUGAGUUUACAUUGAAGGAUCGAUUGUCAAGACUUGAAGUUGCCCUUGCAAGUAAGAAAGAUGCUCAAAAUGAGGGACUUCUAAAAACUAUCGGUGAACUUCAGACAAAGCUAGAAUGUGUACAUGCGGAGCUAGCUUCGGAGCAAGAGAAGGCUAGGAAGCUUGCUGUGGAAAAUGCAAAGCUCCAGUAUCGUAUUUUACAUCUAGUCCAGGCCGUUCGUCACAGUGACAGCAAAUUGGAGAACAUGACAAGUGGUUCAGAAGCAAAAGCACAAACCAUCAAGAAGCUGGAGGAUCUACGGUUGUGAAGCAGCAAUGGUAUCGGAUGCCAAGAUGCAAUUACCACUUGUGGCAUCGAUAGAUUUUAAUUUGUUGGGGAAGUACUCUUUUUUUUUUUAACAUAUGAGAGGAGCUAUGCUUGUGAUCUAAGAUAAUUUUGGUUUGUUGAUUCAAAAUAAAAGAUCAGAAGUUUUUAUUCUGGGAUCAA
Molecule: messenger RNA, 693 nt
Organism: Ricinus communis (castor bean)
Lineage: Eukaryota; Viridiplantae; Streptophyta; Magnoliopsida; Malpighiales; Euphorbiaceae
Exons: 5
Coding region: 143-514 (123 amino acids)
Source: RefSeq, a predicted model, not a curated record